UCUGCCUGGUAACAGCUGAUGGCAGGUCAUGUGAUCUGGUCUCUGGUUUUUAGAGCCGCUCUCAGUCAGACUGGUUCAGUGUUUGUGAAGUGAACAGACGAACAUGGCUUCAUCCUUCAUCAGCUUCUCCCUGCUCUUCAUCAGCCUCUGCACAGCAGAUGGAUUCAUGGAGUUUGCUUUGACCCGUUGUGUUUUUAACUCGACUGAUCUGAACGACAUCGAGUACAUCAGGUCGUACUAUUACAACAAGAUGGAGUACAGCAGGUUCAGCAGCAGUGUGGGGAAGUAUGUUGGAUUCACAGAGCGUGGUGUGAAGAACGCAGAGUACUGGAACAAUAAUCCUUCACUUCUGGCUCGGGAGAGAGGCGAGAAGGAGAGAUACUGUCUGAACAACAUUCAGGUUGACUACCAGAGUGCUCUGGAUAAGUCA
Larimichthys crocea (large yellow croaker) is the source of this 430-nucleotide messenger RNA. RefSeq names its product H-2 class II histocompatibility antigen, I-E beta chain-like. The record is from RefSeq and is a predicted model, not a curated record. The transcript has 2 exons. The annotation marks the transcript as partial. Gene Ontology annotation, biological process: immune response; antigen processing and presentation. NCBI's taxonomy places the organism in Eukaryota, Metazoa, Chordata, Actinopteri, Sciaenidae. Gene Ontology annotation, cellular component: MHC class II protein complex; membrane.